UUUUGAUGCUACGUCGAUCAUUUCUGUCAAGCCUUGCCGGCGAUGAAUUAAUUUAUAUUUAUUUUCUAAGAAGAAAGUUAAAGAUAUCCUGAAAAUAAUUUAGAAAUAAAGUAGGAUUAUACAAAUUCUACUUUUAAAAUGUACUUUCGUGCAUUUUUAUUAGUAAGCAUCCUAGCACUAGGCAAUGCCAACACACUGCAGGGCACGAUCGACGUGAAGCGGCUGGAGGGCAUCCUGCAGGAGAACCUGAAGAGCAAGGACCUCAGCUCCCUGUAUUAUGCGGUGAAAGGGCUGAAGCAGCUCAAUGCCAAAAUCCCUAACAUCUGUGAGGACUUAAAAACCAUAAAAUAUGACCUCAAAAACAUUGAGCAAGUGUACUACCUCACCAACACAGCAGCCCUCUCCAACUGCCUCAACUCCCUCAAGCCAGAGGUCCUGAGCGCCCCCGCCCAGACCCUGGACAAGAAGGACGCCACCAUCCCGGAGCUGUACCAUGCUGUGUACUCACUGAAGGCCCUUGGAAAGGGCUCAGUGUAUGAUAAGGAGGACGGGCUCAAGAAUCUCAUUCAGCUGCUGAAGAAGGAUGAUUCUCCAGCUAACUAUGGCUACGUGUUCGGCCUCUGCGAGCACAUGGGCUGUCUGGCGUGGAGCGCGCAGCACGCGGAGGGUGUCCUGCUGGCCGCCGACGAGAGCGACGCCAAGGCCCUGCACUUUGAAGGAGGCCUGCCAGUCACUUCUCUAGUACUCUCCACCAUCCUCAGGACAUACAAGUCCCUGUCGAAGCCGUCACCCCUGACCGAGGAACAGAAGCUGAAGUUCGCCACGUACCUGGUGUCGCGGCGCUCCGUCAACACGGCGCGCGGCGCGGCGCUGCUGCUGGAGGCCGCGCAGGCCCUCGCUGAUGAUCAGCCAUCACCCAUCUCCAUCGCCAUCAAAGGCAAGAAGUACAUCUCCUCCGACUCGGACUCCAUCGAGAUCUCCAUCACGGACCUCCUCGGGCGCCCCGUCAAGGGCCUUAAGGCCGACAAAGUUCUCGCCCAGUCCGGCACCAGGCUCGCCGAUGAUGUAGUUGUUCUAUCCAAACAACCUUUAACACAGAAGCCGAAUGAACCUACUACUUUCAUCCUGAAUUUAAGCAAGAUUAAGGCUCAGUAUGGCUUGUACAAGAUAGCCUUAAGCGCGGAUAGCAAGACGGCUAGUGUGAAUGUAGCGGUGCUAGGAGAGAUCCAAGUGGGGAGUGUGGAGGUCGGCAUUGGGGAUGUGGACGGAACGACUAGUCCGAAGCUCACCACGGUGGCCUACCCGAACAAACUGGCGGAGAAGCUGCAGGCCGAUCAUAUGCAGAAGGUGACCUUGAAGUUGACCGUAAAGGACAAGUACGGAGCCCCGGUGUUGGUGCAGCAGGCCUUCGUCCGCGUGGCGCCCGCGGCAGCGGCCGGGGACCUCGAGGCCAUCUACGUGGCGGAGCCCGACAACGCCAAGGCCUACAAAGUGGACCUGAACGUGGGUGCCAUCUCCAAGCACUUGAAGCACCGUUCGGGCGCGUAUUCAUUAACGCUGUUCCUGGGAGACAGCGCCGCGGCCGCGCCCAUCGCUUGGCACCUCGGCGACGUGCUCUUCAACUUCGGACAUGAAGUCGCGCUACCAGCCACCCCGGCUCCGGCCGCCCUUGGGCCGCUGGCCGAGAUCUCCCACCUGUUCCGUGACGCGGAGCCCCGGCCGCCGCGGCUCGUGUCCGACGUGUUCGCCGUGGCGUGCGCCGCGCCGCUGCUGCUGCUGCUGGUGCUGUGGGCCAGGCUCCGGGUCAACCUCUCCUACAUGCCGUUCACGCCCAGCAUGCUGCUGUUCCAUCUAGGCUUGGGAGGUUCCCUGGCCUUGUACGGCGUGCUGUGGCUGCAGCUCUCCAUGUUCGAGACGGUGCGCUACCUGCUCCCCCUCGCCGCCGUCACCUUCCUGGCCGGACACCGCCUGCUGCGCCGCCUCGUGGCCGACAAACAACACUAAUCUCUCAACAACUUUGUUGUGAGCUAGCCUUACCAGAAACUGCACGAGAAGAGAAUAACUAAAGCGAGUCUUAAGUGUUCGAGUCAAGAGUCGACCAAGCCUCACUCACAUUUACUUUGACAAGCUGUCAUACAUUCAAUAUUACCUAUUAACUUAUUAGCCAUAUUAAAAACGGCCUGAAAACGCAUCAUCUACAAACGUUCUUAGGCAAGUUCUAGCUAAACAAACCCCUUAUUGAUAAACGCACUACAAACCUCAAUUAGCUAAUAAUCGUUUGUCCAUAUCUGUCAUUUUGACUUUUGUAUUUGUAAGAAAGGGAUAAAACAUAAUUAAUUUAAAUCAGGCCCGUAAAGUUUUAUAAAUAAGGGGUUUAGUUUAUGGCGUAAAUAAACAAAUAAUCUUAAAUUAUAUUGAGUGAGGCAUUAGUGAAGUGGGAUGAUUUUAAUUAAGAUUCAGUUUAACCAUGCAUUGUUUAACUAAAUAGACUGCUAGAUCUUACAGAACGUCCUCAAAUAAAAUAUGAAUAAAUUGUGCAUGGAUUUACUGAAUUUUCCAUUUGUAAUGAUUAAUGAUAAUGAUAAUAAAAUGGAAGGAUGUGAAGUGAGAUUUACGAGUAUCAAUAUUUAAGAUAAAAUUGCAAUAUCUGAAGUGAUGUACGAUGAAACUAGAUACAUAUGUUAGAAUGUAUUGUCUGUACGGAAAAUAUGCACAAAGAGAGUGCAUAGUCAUAACAAUUUACUAUUUAUUUGUUCGUGUGUAAUGUGCUCUUAUAAUUUUUUACCAAUCUGAAAGCGAUGUCUAUUACCUUUUUCUCACAAAAUUAUAAAAAAUACACGCGUGGAUUGAGUUCCCUUCAAAUUUAAGUUUAUGUCAUUCCUCGUUCUCUGUGGCAUAUUUCAUUGCUUAAGAAUUAAUCAAGGAAGUAUGCUUCAGGGUUCCGAUAAUUAUAGAUUUUAUAAAAUAAAGAUGUUGUUUCUUUUAA
This is a messenger RNA of Cydia fagiglandana, 2986 nucleotides long. RefSeq names its product dolichyl-diphosphooligosaccharide--protein glycosyltransferase subunit 2 (gene OstDelta). The record is from RefSeq and is a predicted model, not a curated record. Lineage: Eukaryota; Metazoa; Arthropoda; Insecta; Lepidoptera; Tortricidae. Gene Ontology annotation, biological process: protein N-linked glycosylation. The transcript has 10 exons. Gene Ontology annotation, cellular component: oligosaccharyltransferase complex; membrane. The coding region runs from base 139 to 2004 and encodes 621 amino acids.